Messenger RNA from Panicum hallii, 1212 nucleotides. RefSeq names its product subtilisin-like protease SBT2.4. The coding region runs from base 1 to 1212 and encodes 403 amino acids. The record is from RefSeq and is a predicted model, not a curated record. Lineage: Eukaryota; Viridiplantae; Streptophyta; Magnoliopsida; Poales; Poaceae. Gene Ontology annotation, biological process: proteolysis. Gene Ontology annotation, molecular function: serine-type endopeptidase activity. The transcript is spliced from 2 exons.
AUGGAAUGCGCAGAGGAAUGCCAGGACACGGAGGCGCUGCGAUGGGGCGCCGGCAUUCUGCGGGGAAGCGUCGUCGUCUGCUCCUUCUCGCAGGGCUUCUACAACGGCACGUCGACGGUGACCGCCAUCCUCGACGUGGCGGAGGCUCUCGGGUUCGCCGGCUUCGUCCUCGUGGCCAGCGAGCAGUACGGCGACUUCCUAGCGCAGCCGCUUCCUUUCUGUGUUUCCGGCGUCAUGGUCCCCCGAGUCGCCGAUGCUCAGGUGAUGUGGUCGUACUACGCGGCUCACACGGUCUACGCGGGUAGCGCGACAGUGUUCGGCGCCACCGCGGCGAUCGCGGAGGGAAGAGCGGCGACGUUCACCGACGUGGCUCCGGUGGUGGCGCGGUACUCGUCGCGAGGGCCCGAUGUCACCGACGCGGAGUCGACGCCGGCAGACGUGCUCAAGCCGGACAUCCUCGCGCCGGGCGACCAGAUAUGGGCGGCCUGGAGCGCCUCCAGCGUCAACCAGCCAAUCCUCGCCGGCAACCAUUUCGCGAUGGUCUCGGGCACCAGCAUGGCAGCGCCGCACGUCGGCGGCGUCGCGGCACUCAUCAAGCGGAGGCACCCGUCGUGGGGGCCGGCGGCCAUCGCCUCCGCGCUGUCCACCACCGCCCGGAGGCACGACGAGCGCAAGGUCCCGGUCAUGUCGGAGGGCUUCGAGAUCGGCUCGUUGCUCCGCGCGAUGCCAUUCGACUACGGCGCCGGGUUCGUGAACCCCGCCGGUGCGCUGGACCCCGGUCUGGUCAUCGCGCCAGAGCCCCACGACUACGUCGGCUUCCUCUGCUCCUUGCCGCAGCUUAGCCCCGACGACGUCCGGGCUGCCACCGGCUUGACGUGCCAGGCGCCGCCGCUGUCUUCUCCGGCGGACCUCAACGCGCCGUCCGUCACCGUGUCCGCGCUGCGGGGGUCCCUGUCCGUCCGGCGCAGGGUGAUGAACGUGGCGAGCGAUACCGAGACGUACCUCUGCUCCACGCUGCCGCCGACCGGGGUGGACGUCGCCGUGCGGCCAGGGUGGUUCGAGGUGGCACCCGGGGAAACGCGGGAGCUGGCGAUCGAGCUCAGUGUGACCAGGGCGUCUGGGGCGUUCAGCUUCGGUGAGAUCGUUCUUACCGGGAGCUUGGGUCACCUGGCGAGGCUGCCGCUGGCCGUGCGGCCCCUUGCGACGCCAUGA